UAUAAUUGUAUGGAAAAAUUAUUAGAACAAUUAUUAAUGUUUAUUACGUUCACUGGAACGCAAAAUGAAAUUGUCUUUUCGGCAAAGUUUGAACAACGUGAGCUUGCUACCAACAGUAAUGGAGCAAGUAUUUCAUUAAUUAAUAACGCAAUAUUGAUAGGGAGAAGACGCCAAUAG
Molecule: messenger RNA, 177 nt
Organism: Cetraspora pellucida
Lineage: Eukaryota; Fungi; Glomeromycota; Glomeromycetes; Diversisporales; Gigasporaceae
Source: the annotation of a GenBank genome assembly